This is a messenger RNA of Nezara viridula (southern green stink bug), 1329 nucleotides long. Lineage: Eukaryota; Metazoa; Arthropoda; Insecta; Hemiptera; Pentatomidae. The record is from the annotation of a GenBank genome assembly.
GAUUGCUUACCAACAGAUAGGUAAACAACAUUUCAAUUUUCCCAAGAAGCAAGGUUUAAUCGGUGUCAAUGAAUUUAAGAAAUAUGACUUCCAUUAACAGCCCCCAUUAUUCCUCUAACUAUGGUAAUGAUGAGUAUGAUUUCGAAGAAGAUAACGAUGAUUUAGAUGAAGAUGGAGACGCUGAUCAAGAUGAAUCUGAUGAAGAUACCGAAGAAGCCAGUGAAACUGAAAAUAGAAAAUUGGAACCAUCUAUAGAAGUUACUGAUAUAAAAGAACAGAUUUAUCUUGAGAAGCUGAACAACUUCAAAUCACAAUUACAGCAGCUAAUUGAUGGAACUUACCCCGAUUAUUUGAGGAAAGUUAAGAAACUGGAACUACAGUACAAAGAAAGAUUAAGGCUUAACCAGAUUUGGAGAGAACACCAGAUAGACAUUACAGAGAAGGAUUUCAUUGCAGAAAAGAAAGCUGCUACUAAAGAGCUAGAGGAAAAGGUUGUAGAAUUAAAAGAAAAUUUAAUUCAAGACAUGGAAGAGAAGAGAAAAAUCAUUGAGGCUGAAAGAGUCUCAAUGGAAUUAUCUGGUGAUUCUACCGAAUCCAAGCCUGCCAUGACUAGAAAACUUAGAAGAAGGCCAAAUGACCCUGCACCUAUUCCUGAAAAGCGCAGGGGCAAGCUAGCUUCUCUCCCUACAAAUAUUAAUUUUCUUUUGGAUGAAAAAGAAAUUGAAGCAGAUUUAAAAGCCAUCGCAAGAGGUGUCAAGCCAGGUUCCUCUGUCAGAAAACCAGCUAAUGGUCUGCAAUCAUUGGGUCCUAUAAUUCCUGACUCAACCAGUUCCCCAGAUAUAAGAAUUGAAGAUGGAAAACUCCUCUAUGAUAGAAAAUGGUUCCACCGUGGGCAAACAGUAUUUGUUGAAGGAAAAGACCUUCCUAAGUUUCCUGCCACCAUUUCAGCUAUUGGAUCAGAAGCAAUCUCCGUCAAGAAAACUAUUGACAACACAAAAAUUAGAAUCUACAUCAGUCAGCUGAUAAGGGGAAAAGUUACCAUCAAAAGAAGGGCCUCGUAACAAUUUUUUCAAAUGAUUUAAUUCCAAUAAAAAUUAUUAUUAAAGGGAAAGAAUUUGGCAAGCCGUUAGGGAAGUGUCUGAAUAAUAAUUGUAUUAUAGUUGUAAAUUAAGUGUAAAUACUGUCUAUUUGUAAAGAUUAUUUAUGUUUGUAAAUUUUAAAUAAGUUUUUAUGUUAAAACUUAAUGAGAAAGGAAAAUGAGCAUUUAGUGUAUAAAUGCAUUGAUAUUAUUUUACUUUAAAGAUUUAUUUUUCACCAAAUUUAUUGUUA